AGACUGCGCUCCCGUCUUAUUAAUUUUUAAUGGAAAAUGGCUGCGUUUCUUAUCCAAACCGCUGGAGCUGCCAGAUAAAAAAAGAACCCGUCCGGCCGAACCGUUUCGCGUCUCGUCGCCGUUCCCGGGCCGAAACAAACCGAUGUGGUGACCGCAUACGAGCCAGCCGACGUCCCGUGGAGCGAAAAUAUCCGUGGAAAUGGACCGACUCACGCUUUGAAGGGAUGAAAGAUCAUUUUUCUCCUUAACCCUUUCUGCUCCGAAAUCCGCCGAACAAUCGAGCAGAAGAUGAUGCGUCAGGUGACCAGCAGCGACUUCUGCAUGAACAGCAGGCCGUCAUGCCUCGCAGAGGACGGCCACCACCCCGCCUCCCACUUCGACCUGUGCACCUCACAGGCCAGCAAGUUCUACCCUCCUCCCCCUCCGUCGUCCCUCCAGAUGACGCUGGCCCCCAUGGCCUUACCCACCCAGAGCCACAAGCCCAUGGUGUGCCAGAGACAGGAAGUCCUCGGGGGCGACCCCCGCUCCACUGGAAAAAUACCAGGAAUAAAGGGCAGCGACCAAGCGCCGGAGGACGGCAAGAAGAAGAGCAAGUCUGCGGGGAAGACGGGCCGGCGUGGGAGGCCUCUGGGAACCACCAAGCUAGCCGGAUACAGAACCAGCACGGGGCGGCCCCUCGGCACCACCAGAGCCGCCGGGUUCAAGACGAGCCCGGGAAGGCCGCUGGGUACGACCAGAGCAGCGGGGUACAAGGUCAGCCCCGGACGGCCUCCCGGCAGCAUCAAAGGCCUGUCGCGCCUCAACAAACUGGCUUACAGUAGCACCUGCAGCGGAGCGGCUUUCCCCUAUCCGCUGCCACACAAAGAAAUCCUCUGUGAACCUUCCUGCAAAGAGAAGACAGCCAAUGAGUAACGGCUCCACCCUGUUUCUACUUCACCCGUCAUCGCUGGAACAAGAGACGCACAUGCACAGGUUUCCCGCCACAUACUGGGGGCGAUUGUAAACUUUCCCAGUCUGCUGUGACGCUGAGAGGAGGAGAUUUUCUAUUAUUCGUGUUGGUGUCAUUUGUGUGCCUGCCACCCGAUAAUAUUACUGUUAGUUUUUCAGUGCUACUGCUGGAGAUCUAUAGUGUGUGAAAGGUUUCACUACACAACAUUUGCUGUGUCUGUUUUCUUGGGGGGAAAAAGAAUAAAACCAGAUGUUCUUUGAGGAAAAGGCUUUUAUCUAACAACCGUAGUGGUAGCUUGGUUUUUAGUGUGCUAUAUGUAGCAUUUUAACACCAAUAAUACUGUUUACUGUAUAAUGCUGUAAACAAAGGAGAGCGUUACUGAGAGGACAGAAAUCUGCUGAGCUGCUACAAAACUUCUAAAUGUUCUCACACUACAGUUUUAUACUGUUAAUACUGUCGGAUUUUCACUCUCGCUGUUUAAACAAACACAACAAACGAAAAGGACGGAUGAGAAGGAGAACCGUUGUAGGAAAUAGAAAUACAGAGGAAUGUCUGGUGGUCAAGUGUUCUGCUCAGUGCCACUAUAAAGAUACACAAACAGAUAUUUAUCCAGGCUAACAGCACCCCACAGCUGAAACAGAAUAACAAUAUGUCGCUCUCCACUCUAAACGUCGCCUCACAAAACGUCUACGUAUUACUUGCAUGCAGACGUCCUCAAAACGACUCGACUUGCAGAUUGUUGUUUGAAAUAACGCCGUUAUCCAAGUCUGAACUAAGGUUCUGUAUGUAAUGUAAUGUUUUUCACAGAAAGUGCGUAUAAAACAAACAAAAAAUAAAUAAAUCAGCUCACCUCCCACUCUGCUUCUAACCUGCUAAACGCUGGCCUUGUUGCUCCAUCAAACACAGAAGUUUCUCUGUUCUGCUCGGUGCUGGAUCACUCUUCAGGACCGCUACAUAGUUGAACAGCUUACUCGCUUAUUCACCGUUUUCUACUAAAUGGCUUCCGGUUUUGGUGAAAAUACUAAAAUUAUACAUUUUAUAAAACUCUGUUUUUCUGCACAGCGUUCACGUUUCAUUUCGUCUCACCUUAAAGUAGCAAAGGAAGAAUUUUCCUCAGUAAAAUGUAUUAAAUCAGUUUGGUUUUCAAAAAGUACUGUAAAUUUACUCCCAUUUUCAACACUUAAUCCUCUCCUGCUGUUGCACUGAACCUUUAUUUUGUGGCUAUUCUCACAGUUUCCCAAAUUAUGUAAUUACUGCGUUACAUUCCCGUCUCCUACAGCAAAACGAGGUGCGAUGUAAGCAUCUGUGACUGUCUUACUGCAUCUAUACAUAGAGAGGAAGAGUACAGCGUUCCCCUUGUAUCGUUGUCACAUUUACAGUGACGCUCAGAGAGUCUGUAUUACACCACAAGAUGCAUUUUUUUUGUUCUGAACAAGGGUACAAUCUCGGCUAACAAUCAAAAUCCAGGUCUGAAUUAACAUAUAUUGUGCUUUAAUGUUGCAUUCGUCCCAGAAAAACGAGCACAUCUAAUCUAAUCUCUGAUGAAUUUGCUGCUGAAUGCGCUGACGGUGAAUGAUGGGACACUGUAUUUACAAAAUGUCUUUAAAUUGUGUGACAGAAAUUUGCCCGACUUUUUUUCAUUUUGUAAACAAAUGAGACCAUCACUGACCAGGCUUCUUUUGGACCGAUGGGUUGUGUUUUGUGGGAAUUGUGCAGACAGAGGGCGCUGUUCCUCCAGAAAAACAAUCAAAACCGUCCUUUACUCCAUCCGAAAAGAAAUGACGACGAAAAAAGCACAUUUGUUGAAGCUGAUGAAGAGUGUGAGACAAAUCAUCUCAAUCCUGGCCUCAUUUGUUUACGCUAAGAAUUUAUAGAAAUGUGUAAAAUUCUACAUUUAAAUGAACAAAAAUCUUGAUCUUUGUUUUGUAUUUUUCCAAUCAUGUCUGUUUUUUAAUAUUGCUAUUUAUUCUGCUUUUUUCUUUCUCUCAUUGCCCUGUAAAGCACUUGAAACUGACACUAAUGUACAAGAAUUUAGAAAGAAAUGAGGAGAUAAGCUAGUUUUAUUGGUUUAGCAGUUCCGUCACGACUCGCUCAGCAAAUGUCACAUUUAGUCAGAUAUGAUCCUGAUCCAGAAUUUGACUGUUUGCUCUGAUCAAUGCUAAACUCUCAGCUCGUCCUAGUGACCGUUAGAUGGUUUAUUAUUCAUUCGAGGGGAUUUCAGUGCGACUUCACUGAGUUUUGACAAAGUAAAAGCGGUUAAAUCUGGUGCAAUAAUAUGUUGUACGUAUUGUACUGUGGAAACUUUGAUACUAUCACUUUUUAUUAUCGUUGUGUUUUUAAACUCGUGUACAAGGCCUCUUAUCACUUGUUUCGUUGACGUGUGCAGUGCUGUUACAGAGAUAAUUGAAAUGUCGCGUACAAAACGUCCCUUUCGCCCUCCUCUACCAAAGAAUACGAUCUUAUCUAACCAUAGAUGCUAUUUGAUUUAGAAAUACUCCAACAUCUCACAACUUAGCAUGAAAGUUACUGUGUACAAUGUAAGUGAAAAAAAAGCACCAUCAGUUAAAGGUAGUGUGAUUGUUUGGGUUCAAACCUCUCCAUGGCUGCAUCUGAUGCUCUUCCUGGUGUAAAGGCUUCAAACGGCGGUUUACUGAAUGCUUUGUAAAUGACUCCACACUGACAUCCCAUCGUUUUUAUAUCCCCCUGUUUCUCUGCUUUGACAGUAGUGUCCUUUUUUAUUAUAUAUGACUCUUAUGUAGCCAUGUUUGAUAUUUAACUGAUGGCUUUUGUUGAGGCUGACGUGGUUCCUGGUUGUCACACAUUCUGAAGUUUGUGAGGUUUUUGUUUUGUUUUGUUUUGUUUUUACACAGUGUUUGUGUUCGAGUGAAGCCGGAUUUGUAUGUUUGUUAGAAACCCUCAUAGGACAAAUGUGCUCGCUGUUAGCGGGUAUUUUAACACGAGGAAAAGUGGAAAGUAGCAAAACUAACGUCUGACUGUCUGUCACACUGUUAGGGGCUAAUUUGGACAUUUGAACCAAUGCUAAAUUUACUAAUAACUAUUAUUCCCGUGACAAAUCCAAAUGUUUUCUGUGAAACAGACCUCCUGUCUUUCCUGCCCCAUCUUCCAGGUAGCCACUGUUUAUUAGCGUCUCCAGCUUAAUUGGACUUUUCUACUGAAAAGCUGAAACAUGUUUCUCCAUCUUUAAGCCAGAGAUGUCGAACUCAUUUUAGUUCAGGUUCCACAUUCAGCCCAGUUUGAUCUCUGAUAGGCCAGAGCAGUAGAAUCACAGCAUGAUAACCUAGAAAUAAUAAAAACUCCACAUUUUUCCUGUUUUAGUGCAAAAAAGUGCAUUCUGAAAAUGUUCACAUUUAAGGAAUUAUCUUUUUACGAAACAUUACGAACAACCUGAAAACAAAAGAGAUAAAAAAUAAACAAAAACGUUACAAAGGGACAAAAAAUGGACAAACGACAAAAACGAUGCACAAAAUAAGGAAUAAAGCAAAACUCAAAAUGACAAAAGGAAGACAAAAAAACAGAUAAAGCCAGAUAAAAAGGAAACACAAAAUGACAAAAACAUGAGGCAAACGACAAAAGUCAGACAAAAAAGGCAAAAAAAAUACAAGAAUGAGACACAAACUAAGAAAAAUUAGCUACAAAAGCAAAAGAGAGAAACAAAAUGACCAAAAAUGAGACAAAUGACAUGAAUCAAAACAGAAAAAGAAAAAAUGAAGCAAAAAAAAUUACAAAGCGACUAAAAAAAUUAGACAAACGACAAAAGUCAGACAAAAACAAUAAAAAAACGGUGAAAUGUUACAAAUAUGAAACACAAAGCGACGAAUAAUCUAGUGCUUUAUUUUAUAAUCAAAACAACUUGUCAUGAUCUAGAAAUUAUUUUUAUUUAUAGUUUUACACAUUCUCUGUCAUUUUUACAGUAACAGAAAACAGGAUUGUUGUGUUGUUCUGUCUCCCUGUGACGUAUAUUUAACCCAAAAAGUCAGAUUUCACGAUCCAGUGCAGUGAUAGUAGAUAUUUAUUUGUCUCAUUAUGUGAUAAAAAAUCCCCAAGAACGUGUUUCAGCUCUUUGGAAAGAAAACCCGCUCAGAUAUAGAUGAUAAUUAACCUAGUUUGACCUCUAAAUCUCAUCUUAUUAAGCUGUUCAAAAGUAUAUAUGAAGCCCAAAAUGAUACUUUAUUAUACUUUAUUAUAUUUAGCUCUCUCCUCUGAGAAAAAAACAGUCUACUGACCUCACAACAUCCUGAAUUUCUUUCCUUCUGUUUCACCAUGUCGCUUUGAGUUCUCACGUAAAAUACUUUAGAACAAGGUGUUGGAACUUUUAGAAUAUAUACAACUUCUUUUCUAAAUUUAGUCCACUUCUAAGGAGGACGUGAAAAGUGUGAAGGGACGAUUAUUAUCUAAGAAUCACCUGAUUACGUUAAACCAGUGCUCACCCAAAGCACACAUUUCUUAAUAUUUUACUGCUUUUUUUGUAUUUUUUUCUCACCAUCUUCAGCAUUCCAACAACACUCGGCCUUUGGUCCGUAGAUGACGAUUUAGAAAAGAGUCUUACCUCACAUUUUGAGUGUUUUGGAGGAGACGUGAAGCCCGGCUAACUCCUGAAGUGUGAUUGGCGAAGCCUGUAAAGCUUUGUACAAUUCCCAUUUUACUCCUGCAUGAUUGUUGUGGAAUGUUCAAAAGUUGUGUAAUAAAUCUGAAAGUAACGCUG
This is a messenger RNA of Acanthochromis polyacanthus (spiny chromis), 5672 nucleotides long. RefSeq names its product chromosome 17 C5orf24 homolog (gene c17h5orf24). The record is from RefSeq and is a predicted model, not a curated record. The transcript is spliced from 2 exons. Bases 289 to 912 code for a protein of 207 amino acids. Lineage: Eukaryota; Metazoa; Chordata; Actinopteri; Pomacentridae.